GUCUCAGCCAAUCGACUUUGUUUACACUGUAGCGCUAGGCUAUCUUUGACAUUCACUGUUCACAUGUAGAUUUUAACCUGUAUUUACUGAUAAAAAGAAGCUCAGAAUGAACAUUAUUCUGUCGUCUGUUUCCAGACUGCGUGGAUUAACCCACCUGCGGAGCGCCCUUACAUCGGAUCUCCCAGCAAACGCUGCGUCUCGCCUCAGAUCCUUCAGCUGGUUUUUGUCCAGCGGAGCCGCGACACCUCGGGCCUCCAGGCUGCCAGCAGCCGAGGGCGGCGAGGUGUUCCAGCAGCUCCCCUGGCAGUACCAGCAGGUGCGGACCCGCAAAAGAGGCACAGAGUAUCAGCCCAAGAACAUAAAGCGGAAGAGGACGCACGGCUGGAUCAAGAGGCUGAGCUCGAAGGGCGGCAUCGAGGUGAUCCUUCGCCGAAUGCUGAAGGGACGGAAAUCCUUGUCUCACUGAAGACUUUGAAAUCUGAGGUGCUCAGAAUGCAGCAGAGAUUGUCUGCUACGUGAAAAACUACGGGAGAUCACCGCCGUGCUUCGGAGGGUUGUUCUCCCGACAUCAUGAGUAGAGAUCGUAAACGCCUCCAGCCUCGGAUCAGAACGAAGAGAUCAAACAUCUUAUAGUUUCACCUACCUGUCAUGAAGUUCUGUUCAGAAUCCUCAGAUUUAUUGUUCGGUUUGAGGAUAAAAUGUCUAAAUAAAUAUUUUUUUUAUUUGCAAAAGAA
Molecule: messenger RNA, 734 nt
Organism: Cyprinodon tularosa
Lineage: Eukaryota; Metazoa; Chordata; Actinopteri; Cyprinodontiformes; Cyprinodontidae
Gene: mrpl34
Product: mitochondrial ribosomal protein L34
Exons: 2
Coding region: 107-466 (119 amino acids)
Biological process (GO): translation
Cellular component (GO): ribosome; mitochondrial large ribosomal subunit
Molecular function (GO): structural constituent of ribosome
Source: RefSeq, a predicted model, not a curated record